AUGAACAUUGGUCAUGCAAAAGAAAUGGAGAGUUUCUGGAUCAGUGGAGUCAUCACUGCGUUGAAAGCGCUUUCAUAUGUCUACGAUUUGUUGACCUUUCCAGUCUAUCUCUUCCUUCAACGGCCAUGGGAAAAAAGAAAACUAUCGCGAAAAGUUCGCGCAAAACCUAUUUACAAAGAUGAAACAUCAAUUGUCUACAGAAAUGUUGAUCAACCAGGGCCUAUGCAUGCUGCUUUAGAGCGACUUGAAAUAAAUACUGUCGAUAAAAUUUUACGCUAUGCUACUGAGAUUCAUGGAGAUAAACAAUGCUUGGGUACGAGACAGAUACUCGGUGAAGAAAAUGAACUUCAACCCAAUGGCAGGGUUUUCAAAAAGUACAAUAUGGGCGAUUAUAAAUGGAAGAGUUAUAAAGAAGUCGAAAGAUUGGUAACGUCAUUCGGAAAAGGAUUGAAAGAACGUGGACUGACACAACGAAAGAAUAUCGUUAUUUUCGCAGAAACCCGAGCUGAGUGGAUGAUUGCAGCUCAUGGAUGUUUUAAGCAAAAUUUAUCUAUAGUCACUAUUUAUGCGACUUUGGGAGAUGAAGCUAUUGCACACGGAAUAAAUGAAACUGAAGUGGAUACAGUGAUAACCAGUCACGAACUCUUGCCUAAAUUCCGCAAUUUAUUGUCAAUGACACCCGAAGUAAAGUGCAUUAUUUACAUGGAAGACCAGUUAGUCCCGACAGACACAACUGGAUUCAAAGAAGGAGUAAGUUUAUUGCCGUUUUCAGAUGUGAUUAAAAUAGGUAAUUCGUCCACUAUUGAGUCUAUUGGCCCACAACCAGACGACACAGCUAUCAUAAUGUACACAUCUGGAUCGACUGGUGUGCCCAAAGGUGUAAUAUUGACGCACAAAAAUAUCGUUGCUAAUAUUAAAGCAUCUUGCAGCGCUUGUGUGACUAGACCAGAUGAUGUUUUCCUCGGUUUCUUACCACUGGCUCAUGUCUUUGAGCUUUUGGUUGAGUGUGUCGCUUUAUUAUCCGGAGUACCGAUCGGUUACAGUUCCCCUCUGACAAUGAUCGAUUCCAGCAGUAAAAUUCAACGAGGAUGCAAAGGUGAUGCAUCUAUAUUACGUCCUACAUGCAUAACUGCCGUGCCACUUAUACUUGACCGUAUAUCGAAGGGAAUAAAUGAAAAAGUAAAGAAGAAGGGGCCAUUUAGUCAGGCGAUAUUUAAAUUUGCUUAUGAAUACAAACUUAAGUGGACAAAACGAGGCUUUGAGACACCUUUCUUCGAUCGAUUAAUAUUUAGCUCAGCUAAGCAAGUUCUUGGCGGGCGAAUGAGAUUCAUACUGUCAGGUGGUGCUCCACUCACUCCAGAAACGCAUACUCAAGUUAAAAUUUGCCUCUGCACCGCUGUACUUCAAGGAUACGGUCUAACAGAAACUUGCUCAUCAGUCAGUGUUAUGGACUAUUACGAUCGUACCACUGGAAGAGUUGGUGCACCAGAAAUUGGUUGUGAUGUGAGGCUAGAAAAUUGGGAAGAAGGUUCAUACAGAGUUACUGACACUCCUAAUCCACGUGGAGAAAUAAUUAUCGGAGGAGAUAACGUUUCUCAGGGAUAUUACAAAAUACCAGAAAAAACUAAGGAAGACUUUUUUGAAAAAGAUGGUAAACGGUGGUUCAGAACUGGCGAUAUUGGUGAAAUUUAUCCCGAUGGUUGUCUUAAAAUUAUUGACCGUAAGAAAGAUUUGGUUAAAUUACAACAUGGUGAAUAUGUAUCACUUGGAAGAGUCGAGUCGGAAUUAAAAACUUGCCGGCUAAUUGAAAAUAUUUGUGUUUAUGGUGAUAGUCAUAAGUCUUACACAGUAGCGUUGGUUGUACCUCAUACGCUAUAUUUACAAGAAAUAGCUGAUCGUCUUGGUAUACAGGGUAGUUUUGAACAGCUUUGUGAGAAUCCACAAAUAGAAAAAGCUGUUUUACAAGAACUGAUUGAGCAUGCCAAGAAAUCAAAUCUUCAAAGAUUCGAAAUACCCGGAGCUGUCAAAUUAUGUGCUGAACAAUGGUCACCAGACAUGGGUCUCGUUACAGCAGCAUUUAAAGUUAAGAGGAAAGCUGUACAAGAACGCUAUCAACAUGAAAUAAAUCGAAUGUAUGCAUCGUGA
This is a messenger RNA of Cotesia congregata, 2145 nucleotides long. NCBI's taxonomy places the organism in Eukaryota, Metazoa, Arthropoda, Insecta, Hymenoptera, Braconidae. The record is from the annotation of a GenBank genome assembly.